This is a messenger RNA of Cuscuta europaea, 1282 nucleotides long. The record is from the annotation of a GenBank genome assembly. Lineage: Eukaryota; Viridiplantae; Streptophyta; Magnoliopsida; Solanales; Convolvulaceae.
AGGAAGCCGAGCAAACUUCUCUGGAGUUGGGAUCCAUCGACAUCUAUCAUCCACAAACGGUUGAACGCUCAGCCAAGUCGCCGAUUCUCUUCGCGGUUUCAUCCUCCGUCAGACGCCAACACGCAGCACAUCAGCAGCACCGCAGCACGCCUCUUCAGUCGUCAACUACUCACAUCACUCCCGUCGCUCAGUCGCCUGCUCUCCGCCACUCAACCUUCAGCGGCUCAGUCAAUCGGCGCUUCCCUCAAUUUUCACAUACAACCAUUCGUAGUCCCGCAAUGUCAGUUUACUCUCAUCAACGCGAUUUCAUGUUCUGUAUGUGUGGAGCUUUUCUCUCCUUGGAUUCAAUCAAGUAUGCACAUUGCCCAGCUUGCAAAAACAGGGUUAACAUGAAAGAUAUCAUUGGAAAAGAGAUAAGCUAUACAAUUUCUGCCGAGGCUAUUAGAAGGGAGUUCGGCAUAUCUUCUUCAUUUGAUGAUUUUGAAGAAGAGAAGGAAUUGAAACAGAUGGAUUAUAAUGCAAAAUGCAAAGUAUGUCAAUACAUGGGGAUGGCAUAUGUUGCUAGACAGAUAAGGUCUGCUGAUGAAGGCCAAACUAUCUUCUACACAUGCACUCAAUGUGGAAGUAAACAAACAGAGAAUUCCUAGAAACAACAAUCUCGCCAUCUCCACUGCAUGAAGCUUUGUAUAUCACAUAUGCCUCUAUCUUAUUAACAGUUAGGGAAAGUUCCCGAAAUAGGACUAAAACAGUGUGAAAAUUCCAAAAUAGGACUGUAAUGUUUUUAUUCCCAAAAUAGGGUUGUCAUGUUUUUUAUUCCCAAAAUAGGCCUGCCAUGUUUUUUUAUUCCAAAAUAGGAUUGUCAUGUUUUUUAUUCCCAAAAUAGGAUUAAUUACUGCCAUGUUUAAAAAAUACUGCCAUUUUGAAGUCUGGUACUGCCAAAGCAUGACAAUAAUUAGUCAUAGUUUGGGAAUAAAAACAUAUCAGUCCUAUUUUGGAAUUUUCAAACUGUUUUAGUCCUAUUUCGGGUAAUAUUCUCUAACGGUUAGUGUCGUUGUUUACACCUUUUAUUAUCAUUCACACUUAAUAUUUCACAUAUUAUUAUUAUUAUCAUUAUUGCUAGUGUUGUUAUUAUUAUUAUAUUAUUAUUAAUCUGUAUGAUGCAACAAAUGAGAGUAUGGAUGUCACCAAGUAAGAUGCCUCAUGCCUGCAUCACUGCAUGUUUCUCAAAUGUUGUCCCUGCCUUGUUAAUUCAUAAUUGGUUUCAAAUCGGUCUACAAAUUCU